CUCUAGCUUUAAGAUGGUUGUCCGCUUGCGAGUAUUCUUUUUAUUAUUCUGUACAUUGUCUUUAUUUUGUUCGUAUUAACCUUUAUAGCAAUUCACGCACAAGUUGAAUGUGGAAAACUACGAGAAAGUCAACUGUAUAAUCGAAAGGAGAUCACGGAACCAAAUGAGUACACCUGGAUUGGUCGCGCUGGUUACGGGGACUGGAAUAAUAACAGUGCCGAAUUCAUAAGCCUUUCGGUGUUAAUAAAACCACGUUAUGCGAUCAUUCCCGCAUCAUAUGUAAUAGGCGAGAAUGUGACCGCACCCACGUUCAUUUUGUUUGGCGACUGGCGAGCCUCUGAUAAAUUCUUUCUACUUGGCCAUUGUCGUUCGGAUAAGCGCAUUAGGCAGUGCACCCCGCCCCCUCAAUUGGUGGAUAUUGAGGACCUGGUGGUGCAUCCAGGGUACAUUAGUUCAGAGCUACAAUAUAACCUCGCACUGGCCAAACUGGUGCGAAGCGUAGAGUUCUCCGACUUUGUGCAGCCAAUCUGCUUACCACCAGCAGAGAAAGAAAAAGGCAACCACAUAGCUCAAACUUUGGAGAUCGCUGGAUUUAAGAAAUCGUUUUUGAAAGAAAAGGUUUGGCAGGAGGACGAAUAUUAUCGGCAGAAGUUCAAGGUGACCACGACGAGUCUGCAGUUCUGCAACUCGAAAAUGUUGGUGCCUGUCCGGCUAACUGAAAAUAAUUUGUGCGCCGUAAGAGAUAAGCGAAAAUUACUUUUUCAUGGGUCUCCACUGAUGGGAAUCGAAGUUGUGGACGAGCAACCGAAGAACUUCUACCUAAUUGGAAUAUUAAACGCGAUGAUUACUUAUCCCUCAUCGGAAAUCGAUUCAUUCGUAAUAUUGCGAAUAUAUCCAUUCCGAAACUGGAUCUUAAAUAACAUUGAGGAUUAAAUAAACAAAGAUUUUCAUACUGAUUUUAAGUUUUUGUUUAGUGUUUUAAUAUCAUUUGUUGUCUCAGAUUGGUGCACGCAGGCAUAACGACUAAUAGAAUAUAAAAUCAAAGCUUUAAGUAUUCUCAACUUAGUCUCAGUAUGCAGCUUCUCAAUGUUUGUAAUGAGUGAAAGCUUUAACAUAUAACCCUCAUAAACCUGUUCAUUCUACUGAUCGAGAAUCAGUUUUCAUUAAAGCUAGCUACAAGAUGUUUCGCGGUAGUCAAGAGUUUUAUAUAUUAUUAUCAUUAUUUUUAACAUCAAUUCGCGGACAACUACAGUGUGGAAAUCUGCGGGAAAGCGAGCUCUAUAAUCGAAAAGAGAUCACUGGACCAGAUGAAUACCCCUGGGUUGGUCGCGUUGGAUAUGGAAAUCCGGAAAAUUACACUGCUGAGUUUAAAUGCGUUUCGGUGCUGAUAAAACCACGUUAUGUGAUCCUUCCUGCCGAGUGUGUAAUAGGCAAGGCAGUGACCACACCCACGUUCAUUCUGUUUGGCGACUGGCGAGCCACUGACGACUUCUUUCAACUGGGCGAUUGUCGGGAGGGGAAUGGCACUAGACAGUGCACUCCGGCCUCACAGGUGGUAGAAAUCGAGGACCUGAUUGUACAUCCGGGGCAUACAAUAUCAUUAUCGUUUAACUAUAACCUUGCACUGGCCAAACUGGUUCGAAGCGUAGAGCUAUCAAAUUUCGUGCAGCCCAUCUGUAUGCCACCUUUAGCGAAAGAUAAGGACAAUUAUAUCUUCCAGAGUCUGGAGAUAACUGGAUUCAAAAAAGUGUACACGUCAGAGAAGACUUGGGAGGAGGACGACUAUUAUCGACAGAAGAUGAAGGUGCACACGGCAAGUUUGCAGUUCUGCAAUUCGAAGAUGUUAAUUCCCAUCUUGAUGAACGAGAAUAAUUUGUGUGCUUUGAGAGACAAGCGUAACCUUCUGUUUAACGGAUCCCCUAUAAUGGGAGUCGAAGUGGUUGACGAAAAACCAACGAACUUCUACCUUAUUGGAAUAUUAAUAACAGUCAUUUCAUAUCCUACUUCGGAAAUAGAAUUAUUGCCAAUAUUACGUGUAUCGCCGUUUAGGAACUGGAUUGAGAAUAACUUUGUGGACUAACUAAGCCAAUGGUAUUUGUGGUACUUCACAUUUUUGUCCUUAAUAUAUAAAUAUUUUUAAAAAAUAUUUUUAAAUUAAUCAUUAGAUUCUCAAAUAAACCUCUAAAAUAUUUUCAAAA
Molecule: messenger RNA, 2198 nt
Organism: Drosophila eugracilis
Lineage: Eukaryota; Metazoa; Arthropoda; Insecta; Diptera; Drosophilidae
Product: phenoloxidase-activating factor 1-like
Exons: 3
Coding region: 1181-2080 (299 amino acids)
Biological process (GO): proteolysis
Molecular function (GO): serine-type endopeptidase activity
Source: RefSeq, a predicted model, not a curated record